Zootermopsis nevadensis is the source of this 2328-nucleotide messenger RNA. RefSeq lists its product as uncharacterized. NCBI's taxonomy places the organism in Eukaryota, Metazoa, Arthropoda, Insecta, Blattodea, Termopsidae. The record is from RefSeq and is a predicted model, not a curated record.
AUGCAUAUUAGUCUGUUUUAAAAUGUUCUGAGGGCUUGUUGAAACAAGAUUUAUAGAUUGUUUCUUAGUUAAUUUAACGACGCUUAGGUGUCCCACUAUUAAAACGUUUAUGUCACAGGCUCAGCACACAGUCCAACUACUGGCUUUUGUGAAUAUGGCAAUGGACAUUUUAGUUCCAUAAAAGCAGAUAAUUUCCCGAUUAGCUGAGCAGCAAUAGACUUUUCACUUAAGACCUCACGCUAUGGAGUUCGUUAACCAUUUCUUUAAUUAAAAAGCAAUUUACGGCUUCAAGAAACCAAUCGUUAUUUUAAAGAAUUCAUAUUUUUAUCCAAAUAUUUAUCAACAACAGUGACUGUUCGUGAAGUGCAUUAACGCUCACCAUGAAAAAGGUUAUGAAGGCAAUAAAAAGUGACUAUUACAGUUGAGGAUUAUUGUAUGUAAUACUUCCUAUAAUUCGAGAGACUGCAUACGAGACGAUACAAGGAAAACACACAACAACACAAUUACUGGGUAGAAAAAGCAUUGUUCAAACGUGUCCAUUGUGUUUGCACUCGUUAUAUAAAACCGGGAAACUACGCCGAGGUUGUCAGUCGAGCUGCCGCUGUUACCUUGUGAAGUGGUGUAUCCGUGCUGUCGUCCGUUGCGAAUAACUACACAGCCUGCAAUAGACACAACAUGAAGAAAGAACUUCACGUCAACUUCCUAUUGGGUGUUGCGGUGACACUGCUUAUUUUGAGUGCAACGCAAGUUAAUUGUGGCGUCAUAGUUGUUCAUUCAUCGUCGUCAUCAUCAUCAUCAUCAGGAUUCGGGACCUGGUGCAAUGGACUCCAUUGUCCCCCUGGUAGCAGCUGUAUAGCGUUUACCACCAUUGUUAAUGGCAAUGCAACAUCUGACAAACGGUGCAUCAAUAUAUAUGGUAAAGUUAACAGACAAGAAACUGUUACCAUAGCAAAUGGCGAAAUGUGCAUAAGAAACUUAACAACAGUGGGAAAGAAAGUAAACAUUAAGAGGUCAUGCAGAAAACUGAGCAAAGCAGAAUUGGAUAAUAUAGAACGCGAGGAAAAAGAUCGUCAGAUCCAAGAAGCAGUGCAACUUGCAUUGGAACGAGAGCAGGAAGCAAUGGAGGAUGCGUUAGAACGGAAGCAGGACGCAUUGGAGGAUGCAUUAGAACGGAAGCAGGACGCAUUGGAGGAUGCAUUAGAACGAGAGGAACAACAAAGAGAGUGGUGGCAUGAGAAGCAGGAGAGAGAACUUGAACAGAAAAUUGAAGCUAUUGAUAGAGCAAAGGACCAAAGGAAUAUCUUAGAUGAGUUUCAGAAGAAAUUACAUCAGAUUACAGCUGAGGCCAGGGAUGAAGCACGGGAAAGACAGGCCGAUGCACUAGAGGAAAGGUUAGAACGAGAGGCUGAAGCCAGAGAGAAAUUGCUGGAAAUGCAACAAGUGAAACUUUCUCAGAUGGAAAGAGCAGCACUUGCAAGACAAGAUAAAAUUGAUAGAAAAUUAGAUGCAUUAAACUUUGGUGCUACAGUAAGGGGAGCAAGGUGGGUUUUCUGAAGAUAAAAGAUGCAAGAUGCAGACCUACAGUGCUGAAAUUAGUUUCGCACAAAGCCUCCCAAAUAUUGUGAUGCAGGAAUUAAAAUCUUUGAAUAAAUAGCAACAGUAUAUGGAUUGCAAUUAACAUAUGGAGCAACAUGGCUGUGAUCACUGGGAUUUGUUUCUCUAUUUGGGUAAUUUUCAGGAAACCCUUUCCUCUUGUGCCCUUCUUGAUGAAAGUGGACAGUGUCAUAACAAAGACCUUAUUUGGGACAUUAUCUCUUAUAAAAUAGUUGACAGGCUGUAAAGAAAAGUAAAUUAAUGUAGUCUAUUGAGUUGUUGCUGUUAUAGAUUUAUGUACUAACUUGUAUAUAUGAUCUGUCUUGCCCAUGCAUUAAAGCUCAAGCUAUCCCACAAUCAUUAUAUUCUGAAUUAUUCCCUUAAUGUGAUAUUUUUAUAUCCAUAACUAUGGCUCCUUUUUGUGAAUAUUUGAAAAGAAAGGCAAGAGAAACUCAAAAUGACCAACAAGAAGUCUUUAUUGCCAAUAAAUCUUCAUAACUCAUGGCAUCACAUUUCUUUCUAGCAAACUUUAUUUUGAUAGGAAGCAGUUUUCAAUCUUAAGCAUAAAAUACUCAACAAUUAGUACAUCUGCCAUUUUUAUUCAAGAAUUACUUUCUGCUGUAUUUAAUAAAUGUUAAUUUACACAACUAACACAGAUACAUCUUUUAUUAGAACAAAUGUUGGUAUGGAAAUGUAAUACAAAUAAAGAUAUACUUAAUAUUCAUGAAAAGUUAA